Molecule: messenger RNA, 3368 nt
Organism: Dermatophagoides pteronyssinus (European house dust mite)
Lineage: Eukaryota; Metazoa; Arthropoda; Arachnida; Sarcoptiformes; Pyroglyphidae
Biological process (GO): chromatin remodeling; positive regulation of transcription by RNA polymerase II
Cellular component (GO): nucleus; ATAC complex
Molecular function (GO): protein binding; histone H3 acetyltransferase activity
Source: RefSeq, a predicted model, not a curated record
UUUCGAUUCGGAAUACAACAGAAUAAUAUUCCCUCGUGUAUCUCUUUUUUUUUGUUAAGUUUUUCAGAAUAUGCUACUCGUUUUCAAAAACUAUGCGACAAUAAUAAUUGAUUAUGAUUCUAAUGAAUUGUUAUCAAUAUCCAAGUGAAUAAAGAAAUUAUGUCGGCCAAUAAAAAAGGAAAAUCACAAUCACCAGGGACAUCAUCAAUGUCCACUAAUACAGCAAUAUCAAACUCAAAAACCGUCAAUGACAAUUCCACAAAUGAAUCAGCACGAUCUCUUCCACCUCCAAUCAAUAUGAUCAAUAUGUCUGUCCAACAAGAUUAUCUAUCAACAUUGGUCUGGGAUGAUGAAUUUUUACAGAAGCACAAUAAACAACGAGAAUCGAUCAAACAAACAUGGAAUCGUAGGCAAAAAUUAUGCAAAAUAAUGGCCUUUUUUUCACAUAAUAUGAAUAAAGUUCCAACAAAUAAUGCGAUUUCAGAUUAUCAUCAACAAUCAACAUCGACCAGUUCAUUUGAUGAUCGAACAUAUGAUGAAAUGCCUUUCGAAAAACCGGCCAGUUUCAAUAAAAACAAAAUGAAAGAAGGACAAGAUCUGACUCCAUAUCAUAUCUAUGUUUUUCCCACUGCUUAUGAUGAUCUUUUUAAUGCUGGUAUUCAAUUCGUACUCACACCGAUCAUAUUGACACGUGAAAAAUAUAUGAUUAGCAUGAAACGGAUCAACGCCAGAAGUAAUGAUGAGUUGAACAUUUUAUUGGAUGCUUUAAUUGAUUAUGAAAUAUUAUGCCGUCUUUAUGAGCUAACGUCUAAUGAUCAUUCAUAUUCACGAUCAAUCCUUUUGUUGGCCAUGGAGAAAUUAUAUUACGCCAUCAAUUUGGGACAAUUUCCAGAUCAUAAUAUCGGUAUCCUUUCAUUGAUUAGUACAGUGAACAAUAUUCAUCUUUUCGACAAACGUUUAUUUAUCGAAAAACCAUCGAUCAAAAAGGCAUUCAAUAAUUUCUUACUUUAUUCCAUGGAUAAAUUGUUAUAUGAUCUUUAUCAUAUUAAAAAUUUGUUCCGAGUAUUUCGUCGUUUUGUUUAUUUUUUAGAUCAUUUCAAAUUGCCUAUGCCAGAAUCUCUAAAAAAUAACAAUCCGAUUGAUCAAUCAAUCGAUGAUCGAACAUAUGCUAAACAUUUUGCUCAUUGGUUUGCUGCCUGUGUUUUACCUACUUAUGCUAAAUGUCUCAAAUCAUAUAAACCGUCCGAUAUAUUUGGUUAUACAUUCAUUCGAGAUUUAUUGCCUAUUCUAUUUGAAAAUUUUCGUAUAGCCAUUUCCAAUGCUGAUCCGGAACUCGAAAUCGAUAUAUUCAUUGACGUAUUUAAGCUAGAUUUUAUGAAUCCAAAUAUGCCAUAUUGGUCCAUCACUUAUUACCAGAAUCGAUCACCAUUAAAUUAUUUAAUGUUGAGGGUUCAGUCUCAACUAAUGGAUGCAUAUUGUGAAAGUAGAACACUCGAUAAUGGUGAAACAAUAAUUAUUGGUAAUAUUUAUCCACCUGAAAAACUUGGUCGUUUGUUACGUUUUCAUGGAGAAUUAAUAAAACUUCGACCAUAUUAUAAUGAAUAUAUGAAAAUAUGCGAUGAAAAUAAACCGAAUCAUAGUUGUCAGUAUUGUGAUGUUAAAAAAUAUGUUUUAUGUCACAUACAUAAUCGUAUCAAUGAAAGUGAUGAUGAUAUGACUAAUGAUAUUGUUCUCACCCGGCAUCCAAUACCUGAUAAUUGGCUACAACGUAUCUUAUUCAAAUUGGACAGUAACGAAUUAGUUAUCUUCAUUUUUCUUACUGAUAAAUUUGAUCCGAAAAAAUUUGGACUGCAACCAAAUCGAAUGGAUUAUUAUUAUUCCCUUGAAGACAACUACAUGGUUCCCGAAUGUUUUCGUAUGGCAAUCAAUGAUCCAUUGUUACGAGGAAAACGUAACCAGCUUACUCGAUUUAUUGAACAAGCAAAACCACGUAGUCAAUUCCAUCGGGAAGUUUAUCAAGUUUUUGAUCGUAUGAUACGAAAUGAAUUGCCAGAAUUUCUUGAUCGUGCUCAGCUCAUCAAACGAUUGGGCAAUGGUUACGGAUCAUUAUCACCAUAUGAAAUUGAUUUUAAUCGAAUUAUGUUUACAUCAUUCAUGACUUCUGUUAAUACGAACAUGUUGAAUUCAUCUGUUAUGAGUCUAAUCGGUCGAACUCCUUAUUUUGAUCCGGCUAUUGGCCUUGCACCACAUGAAGGAACGGUACAAUUCAUAUUAUUAAAUAAUCUUUUUAUGCGAAUAUGGGAAGAACGAUUUAAAAUGUGGAUGAUUGAAUUACAAAAUGUUUAUAGUCAUCAAUUGCCACGAAUGGGACGAGAUUACAUAACUCGUUUGGUGUUUGAUCCUCGACAUAUUACAUUGAUGCUUAUCAAAGAUGGAUGCAAAGUGAUUGGUGGCAUUACUUUUCGUCCAUUUCAAACUCAAAAUUUUUCCGAAAUCGUUUUCUGUGCUGUAAGUUCGAAUGAACAGGUCAAAGGUUACGGUACACGUAUGAUGAACUAUCUGAAAGAUUAUCAUCUUUAUCAAGAAAUUUAUUAUUUUCUCACCUAUGCCGAUGAGAAUGCCAUUGGUUAUUUCAUGAAACAAGGCUUUACAGAAGAUAUACAAAUGCCUAGAGAACAAUACUAUGGUUUCAUUAAAGAAUAUGAUGGAGCUACACUUAUGGAAUGUAAGCUUAAUGCGCGAAUAUCUUAUAAUGCUAUCAAUCAGGUAAUGCGAAUGCAGGCUAAAGUUGUACAACGUCUAAUCGAAUGUCGACAGCAAAAAAAUCAUCACUCAUUUCACUAUGAUUUUCAAUCUAGUAAAAGUCGUAUCAUACCAUUGGAAUUUAUUCAUUCUAUGAAUAAAAAUAAUGUCAAAAUUGAUUUCGGUAACAGUGAUUUUACUGAUCAUAGUGAACGAUUGUUUCCAACACUUAAAGUUAUUCUACAACAGAUUAAAACGCAUCAUUCAGCAUAUCCGUUUGUAAAACCAGUGGAUGAACAAAAAGCACCGAAUUAUUAUAAAACGGUACGUUUUCCAAUGAAUCUACAAAUGAUGAUGGAACGAUUAAAAAAUCGUUAUUAUUGCAAUGUACAUCUUUUUAAUUGUGAUAUGACACGUAUAUUUAUUAAUUGUCGUAGCUAUUAUGAAAUUGAUACAAUUGAAUAUCGUUGCGCAAAUGUACUCGAACGUUAUUAUAUUAAUAAGAUGAAAAAACAUAAUUUACAUGUUGAAACAAAUAAUUAAUUGUAACCGAACUAAACAGUGAAAAUAUUCAGUCAACUUUGAUCUCAAUUUGAUUUGAUCUUUUUUUCAUGUUGUAAAUUGAA